Molecule: messenger RNA, 1052 nt
Organism: Ipomoea triloba (trilobed morning glory)
Lineage: Eukaryota; Viridiplantae; Streptophyta; Magnoliopsida; Solanales; Convolvulaceae
Exons: 3
Coding region: 54-935 (293 amino acids)
Source: RefSeq, a predicted model, not a curated record
UAUCUCAUCUCAUCUCUCUCACUCAUAUCCAACAAUAUAUAGAAUAGAAUAGAAUGGGGGAUUUGGAAACUUUGGCCAAGGCAAGAAGAGAGCUACAAGACUUGUACUUGGGAGUUCCUGAUGACUCAGUCAACCUCUCCUUUAAAGAACUUGCAGAAGUCACCCAAAGAAAAGCUGCUGCCUUCUCCUCCCACAAAAAAUCUCCUGAGAAUUCUUCCUCGAAACCGCCGCCGUCCUUGGCAAAGCUUCCUAGCCUGGAUUUCAGUCGAGCCUUUGAAGCUGCAUCAUCCACUCAUAAUAAUCCAAUGCUUCACCAUCAUCAUCUUGAUCAGUAUGGGCACGCCAGCCACCAUGGCAGUAGUCCUUAUGGCCAUCAUGCAAUCAAUGGGCAUGCACAUCAUCAUCAUCAUGUUGCACUGGAUCAUCGCAGCAGCAUGGGUUAUCUUGAUAAUGAUGAUAUGGCGGCGGCUACUCCAAACCAAGCGCGCCGCCGCCGCCCCGGGAUUCCUCACUCCAAUAUCUGCACCCUUUGCACUACUUACAUCUAUAUUUUCCGUUACCGCUGCCUGGUUUGCGGAAGAGUAUACUGCAGACAGUGCGUGGGGAUUGGCAUGGGAGAUAUGGCGGAAGGUAGGAAGUGUGUCGAGUGUUUAGGCAGAAGAUUCAGUCACAGAUACAUACAUAAAGCGGGACAAAUGGGGUGGUGCAUGGGGUAUCCCAACGCUGUAAGACAACAAGAACUCAAGUGGGCCGAGAAAGGCCCAAAUCGGUCCAGAGAGAAUCGACCUGCCCAGAGUGGCAUGCUUUCAAGCUCAAGGAGCCCUGUUAUAAGAACACCACCACAUAUGCUGCAUACACCUAACACUCCGUCUUUUGUGAUGAACUCUCCCCUCUCACCAUAUACCCCCACACACCACCAUGCGUUACCUUUCUAGUAAUCUUUUAACACACAUCUACAUUUUUUUUAAGCUAAGCUUCACUGUUAACAUGCCUUUCUUUCUUUCUGAAUGGUUUCAUCUCUGAAGAAUGGAAUAAAUUAAAUUACACCAAAA